Pieris macdunnoughi is the source of this 1404-nucleotide messenger RNA. The record is from the annotation of a GenBank genome assembly. NCBI's taxonomy places the organism in Eukaryota, Metazoa, Arthropoda, Insecta, Lepidoptera, Pieridae.
AUGGCUGAAGAAAAGGUUCAAAUGCGAAAGCAACUAGGUUUGCUUGAGGGAGUGGCCAUUAUUUUGGGAAUUAUUUUUGGAAGUGGAAUAUUUAUAUCUCCCAAAGAAGUUUUAGAAAAAACUGGUUCUGUUUGGGGUGCUUUGACAGUGUGGGCAGCGUGUGGUGUACUUGCAACUCUUGGUGCUAUGUCUUAUGCAGAAUUAGGUACGGCUCUUGCUCAGAGUGGUGGUGAUUAUCACUAUAUCAAUGAAGCAUUUGGACCAUUACCAGCUUUUUUAUAUUUGUGGGAUGCUAAUAUUGUCUUUGUGCCUAGUACCAAUGCCAUCAUGUCGGUAACAUUUGCUAACAAUCUUCUGGAACCUAUAUUUCCCAAUUGCCCAAUUGAUCCACUUUGUCAAAAAUUAAUAGCAGCAGUUACCAUAUGUUUACUAACAUUUAUCAAUGCAUAUGAUGUAAAAUUCACAACUCGUAUCCAAAAUGUAUUUAUGUUUACAAAAAUUGCGGCACUUUUCAUAAUUAUCCUUGGAGGUAUAGCGUGGAUGUGUCAAGGUAGGUUAGAACAUUUUGAAGAUGGCUGGGCAGGUACAAAAACCUCUGUUAGUGAUUGGUCUGUUGCAUUCUAUUCUGGAAUAUUCUCAUAUUCUGGCUGGAAUUACCUUAACUUUAUGACAGAAGAACUCCGAGACCCAUUUGUGAAUCUACCAAGGGCCAUCUACAUAUCUUUACCGCUGGUUACUGGAAUAUACCUUUUGGCUAAUAUUUCUUACUUUGCUGUUUUGGGACCGGUCGGAGUUAGGGCAACAGAGGCCAUUGCUGUUGAUUUCGCAGUAGUGGCUUUGGGGUGGCUAAAAUGGGCAAUGCCGACAUUGGUGGCUAUUGCUAUCCUCGGUGGCCUUUCCGUACAUAUCAUGACGUCAUCACGGAUGUGCUUCGCGGGAGCAAGAAAUGGGCAUAUGCCAGAGCUUUUGGCGCAUAUAAAUGUUAAAUGUAUGUCACCUAUGCCUUCACUCGUGUUUUUGAUGUUAAUAUCUCUAAUAAUGUUAAUACCGAGCAACCUGACGUCGCUUAUUACAUAUUGUACAGUCGUCGAGUCGUUCUUUACACUAUUGAGUUGUAGCGCAGUCCUCUGGCUUAGAUACAAGAAACCGGAAUUAGUCAGGCCUAUAAAGGUAUCUCUUUGGAUGCCGAUCAUAUUCGUAGCAGUCCUCCUAGUUUUGAUGAUAGUUCCUGUUGUGAGUGAGCCGGUUGCUGUAAUAGCUGGCGCUUUAAUCACGCUAGCUGGUGUACCUGUUUACUUGGUCCUUGUCCGUGGUCAACCCAAGUACUUGGCUAAUGUUUCAGUGAAAUUUACGCAUGGCUGUCAGAAAUUAUUCCUGACGGCAGUUGAAGACAAGGAUGAGUAA